Molecule: messenger RNA, 576 nt
Organism: Echinostoma caproni
Lineage: Eukaryota; Metazoa; Platyhelminthes; Trematoda; Plagiorchiida; Echinostomatidae
Source: the annotation of a GenBank genome assembly
AUGACAAAGCGUGUUCGUCUUGAGUUGCUGCCCAAAACCCCCGGGGGUCGGCACAUCAAGCGGGAUGAAAUCUUCGCUGAUGAGGUAGAAAUCGAUGACGAAAUAACCGUGAAAUCUUCCAUGUUUCGUGAAUGCGUCCCGGGAAAUCCAUGGUUUGAGGGGGAAGAUGAGUCAGAAGAAAAUACUGAGCCACCCAAGUAUGUCGUAAGGAAAUCCGUUGACCUGCGCCGAAUUCGCUCACUCAAGGACCGUGUAGAAGCAAUUCGUUCGAGUCCCAUGGUGGAUGCUCGGCCGCGCUGUAGUCAGUCGUUUAUCGAAGGCGUUAGAAAUGACGAAGAAGCUUUAUCGACUCCUUUACGGCUUCCAAAUCCUAAAGACUUGUUGCACACAACCUGUCGUAGACUCUCGCGCAUAAUUCUUGAUAGACAUAAUUUACUCAUGUCCCCGGGGGUCAAGUCCCCCUCAACAAACCAGACACCCAAAACUGAUCAACUCCUCGGGGAUGUUCAGUCUGGCUCAAUCCAAGUCCCCGGUUCGGCCUUGUCACCGACAAAUCCAUCGACUCCGUUUUCGUAA